Messenger RNA from Leptinotarsa decemlineata (Colorado potato beetle), 330 nucleotides. RefSeq names its product Pyrroline-5-carboxylate reductase-like 2 (gene P5cr-2). The record is from RefSeq and is a predicted model, not a curated record. NCBI's taxonomy places the organism in Eukaryota, Metazoa, Arthropoda, Insecta, Coleoptera, Chrysomelidae. Gene Ontology annotation, biological process: L-proline biosynthetic process. Gene Ontology annotation, molecular function: pyrroline-5-carboxylate reductase activity.
AUGCUCAAGUUUGUGAGGAUGGAUGAACAUAUUGGUUUCAACGGUAACGUGGGUGAAACAGCGGGGAACAGGCUGUUCCCCGCUGUUUUCAUACUCAUAGAAGCCUUGGCUGAUGGUGGAGUCAAGAUGGGUUUGCCAAGAGAUCUAGCGUACAGACUGGCUUCCCAAACAGUUCUUGGAGCUGGUCAGAUGGUUCGAGACUCUGGAAUGCACCCAGCAGUACUCAAAGAUAAUGUCACCUCUCCCUCUGGAACGACAGCUGCAGGGUUACAUUUCUUAGAAAAAUCUGGUAAGAAAAAGUAUGUUCUGAAGGUUAGAGGAGUUCCAUAG